AAUCACUCUGUAAAAACAUCACUCUCUCUCUCUCUCUCUCUCUCAUCUCUCUGUGGCAGAGGCAGAGCACUGAGUACUUAAGACCAGGUCCUUCCCCAAAUUAGUAUAAUCUCUGCAUCAUACCGAAACUCCUAGAUCUGAUUUCUCUUUCUGUCUCUCCGUCCUUCACAUUCUUCUUCUUCUUCCUCUUCUCUCUCUCCUUCUCCUUCAUUUCUGCUUCAAUCAGUCACUGGACCAAGCUCUCGCCGUUUCCCGCAUUCGCUUUCCGAUCCGGUGCCACUUCAGGAGGGGAGGUUAUCCAGUUUCCCUUGAAGUGAUACAUGCAACAUUGUUUUCAUACUUGGGUCAAAGUAUAUAAUUGAAAAACUUUAAAGCUUGAUAAAUGACGAGGGGAAGAUCCGAUGGAACACAGAAGAAGCGUUUAAUCGCUACCAUUUGUGUUGUGGCAAUAUUUCUUGGGUUUCUAUAUGCAUAUUAUGGAUCCAUUUUUGGCAAUCAAGACCGUGGUGCAUUAGCUCUGCAGCGUGGCAGCAAAUCCUUGAGCCAUUUUUUGAUGGGGAAUGAAGACUCUGAAGAAUCUUCAACUGCAGCUGAGCAGGAAGAUGUGGAAGAUGAUGUCGUACCAAAAAGUUAUCCUGUCUGUGAUGACCGGCAUUCGGAAUUAAUUCCCUGCUUAGACAGACAUCUCAUAUAUCAAAUGAGAUUGAAACUGGACCUUACUUUAAUGGAACACUAUGAAAGACACUGCCCACCACCAGAGAGGCGGUUCAAUUGCCUGAUUCCUCCUCCAGCAGGAUAUAAGGUCCCAAUUAAGUGGCCAAAGAGCAGAGAUGAAGUGUGGAAAGCAAAUAUACCUCAUACUCAUCUCGCACAUGAGAAAUCUGAUCAAAACUGGAUGGUUGUCAAAGGUGAAAAGAUUGUGUUCCCUGGAGGAGGUACUCAUUUUCACUAUGGAGCUGAUAAGUACAUUGCUUCAAUUGCAAAUAUGCUCAACUUUUCAAAUGAUAAUCUAAAUAAUCGAGGAAGAUUGCGUACCGUUCUUGAUGUCGGUUGUGGUGUCGCAAGUUUUGGAGGAUAUCUUCUCGCUUCUGAUAUUAUAGCAAUGUCCUUAGCACCAAAUGAUGUUCACCAAAAUCAAAUUCAGUUUGCCUUGGAAAGAGGAAUUCCUGCAUACCUUGGUGUUUUAGGAACCAAGAGGCUCCCUUACCCAAGCAGAUCUUUUGAACUUGCACACUGUUCUCGUUGUCGUAUAGAUUGGCUUCAGAGAGACGGGAUUCUUCUUCUUGAGCUAGAUAGAUUACUUAGACCUGGAGGUUAUUUUGCUUAUUCAUCACCAGAAGCAUAUGCACAGGAUGAAGAGGAUCUCAGAAUAUGGAGAGAAAUGAGUAACCUUGUGAGUCGUAUGUGUUGGAGAAUUGCUGCAAAGAGGAAUCAGACUGUGAUUUGGCAAAAACCUCUAACAAAUGAGUGUUAUCUACAAAGAGAACCUGGGACUCGUCCCCCUCUCUGCCGAUCUGAUGAUGAUCCUGAUGCUGUUUGGGGUGUGCAGAUGGAAGCUUGUAUCACUCCUUACUCUGACCAUGAUCAUAAAGCCAAGGGCAGUGGAUUGGCUCCUUGGCCAGCUCGAUUAACUUCACCUCCUCCACGACUUCAGGAUUUUGGCUAUUCAACUGAAAUGUUUGAAAAAGACAUGGAAAGUUGGCGGCGUAGAGUCGAGAGUUACUGGAAUCUAAUGAGUCCAAAGAUCGAAGCGGAUACUGUUAGGAACGUGAUGGACAUGAAGGCAUAUAUGGGAUCAUUUGGAGCUGCUCUGAAGGACAAGAAGGUUUGGGUGAUGAAUGUUGUUCCAGAAGAUGGACCGAAUACUCUGAAGUUGAUAUAUGACCGAGGCCUCAUAGGCACUACUCAUAACUGGUGCGAAGCCUUCUCAACAUAUCCUCGUACAUACGAUCUGCUCCAUGCAUGGACCGUCUUCUCCGACAUCGAGAAGAAAGAAUGUAGCGUAGAGGACCUGUUGCUCGAGGUGGACCGCAUACUCAGACCCACAGGUUUUAUCAUUAUCAAGGACAAGCAAUCUGUUGUAGAUUUGAUAAAGAAGUACCUACCUGCAUUGCACUGGGAAACAGUGGCUCACGCCGACGCCAACUCGGAUUCUGAUUUGGAGAGUGACGAAGUCGUGUUUAUCAUCCAGAAGAAACUGUGGCUGACAAGCGAGAGUGUCAGGGAUUCAGAAUAAGACCAAAAGAACCGUCUUCUUUACAAUUCCCUGUUGCUGUUAAAUUUUCCGGCGCCCAUCGCCGCCCAGAGGGAUCAGAUGACCAGCAAGCAAGUCAAGAGCAGAGAUGCCAGUAAAAAUGGUUCCUUCUGUUCAUUAACGAGAUAUUUCACAUUUCUAUUUAUUUACUCGUGUAAUGCUUUAAUUGAUAAUCCAUAGAGGAUGGAUAUUCUUCAUAUUUUUUCCCCCUUUUGCUGUCUGUUUUGGGCCAUUGUCUCUAGUCUGCCUAAGUUAUUUGAUUAUUAAUUGAAGAAUGGAAGAUUUGGCCUGAAGGUCAUAGGAAUAUAUAACUCUUUCUUCAGUGAUAUAUAAGCUUAUUUUCUCUCCUUUAA
Messenger RNA from Momordica charantia (bitter melon), 2607 nucleotides. Its product is annotated as putative methyltransferase PMT3. The record is from RefSeq and is a predicted model, not a curated record. NCBI's taxonomy places the organism in Eukaryota, Viridiplantae, Streptophyta, Magnoliopsida, Cucurbitales, Cucurbitaceae. Gene Ontology annotation, molecular function: methyltransferase activity. Gene Ontology annotation, cellular component: trans-Golgi network; endosome; cytoplasm.